Messenger RNA from Arabidopsis lyrata subsp. lyrata, 1667 nucleotides. RefSeq names its product linolenate hydroperoxide lyase, chloroplastic. Gene Ontology annotation, biological process: sterol metabolic process. The coding region runs from base 74 to 1552 and encodes 492 amino acids. The transcript has 2 exons. NCBI's taxonomy places the organism in Eukaryota, Viridiplantae, Streptophyta, Magnoliopsida, Brassicales, Brassicaceae. The record is from RefSeq and is a predicted model, not a curated record. Gene Ontology annotation, molecular function: oxidoreductase activity, acting on paired donors, with incorporation or reduction of molecular oxygen; heme binding; iron ion binding.
AAGAUACAUCUACAACCGCAUGGAAAUAGAGGACGAAGAGAUAAUUUCCAAGAAAAAAAAUUAAGCUCAAAAGAUGUUACUGAGAACGAUGGCGGCUGCUUCCCCGCGGUCACCACCGUCAACACCCCUAACAUCACAGCAACCGCCGUCACCCCCGUCGCAGCUUCCCCUUCGUACAAUGCCGGGAUCGUACGGUUGGCCGGUUGUUGGACCUUUGUCGGACCGUUUAGAUUACUUCUGGUUCCAAGGACCCGAUAAGUUUUUCCGGACAAGGGCUGAAAAGUACAAGAGCACUGUGUUCCGUACAAACAUUCCUCCGACGUUUCCUUUCUUUGGCGACGUUAACCCUAACAUCGUCGCCGUUCUCGACGUCAAGUCUUUUAGCCAUCUCUUUGACAUGGAUCUAGUUGAUAAAAGAGAUGUUCUCAUCGGAGACUUCCGGCCUAGCCUCGAGUUCUACGGCGGUGUUCGUGUUGGAGUUUAUCUAGACACUACCGAGCCAAAGCACGCCAAGAUAAAAAGUUUCGCUAUGGAAAUACUAAAACGAAGCUCAAAAGUAUGGCUACAAGAGCUUCGUUCAAACCUAAACACUUUCUGGGGAACAAUCGAAUCCGAAGUUACCAAAAACGGCGCCGCUUCAUAUAUCUUCCCUCUCCAACGUUGCAUCUUCAGUUUCCUCUGCGCCUCUCUCGCCGGCGCUGACGUUUCCGUAUCGCCGGACAUCGCUGAGAACGGUUGGAAAACAUUCAAUACUUGGCUUGCAUUGCAAGUUAUCCCCACCACUAAAGUCGGCAUUGUUCCUCAACCGCUUGAAGAGAUUUUUCUCCAUACUUGGCCUUACCCUUCUCUCUUAGUCGCCGGAAAUUACAAAAAGCUUUGCAAUUUCAUCGACGAGAACGCCGUAGAUUGUCUCCGGUUAGGUCAAGAAGAAUUCGGGUUGACCCGAGAUGAGACGAUUCAGAAUCUUUUAUUCGUGUUGGGUUUUAACGCUUACGGGGGCUUUUCCGUCUUUUUACCUUAUUUGAUCGGAAAAAUCUCCGGCGAUAAUUCCGGUCUCCAGGAGAGGAUUAGAUCCGAAGUCAGGAAAGUUUGCGGAUCCGGGUCGGAUCUUAAUUUCAAGACGGUCAACGAAAUGGAGCUGGUUAAAUCAGUGGUUUACGAAACGCUGCGUUUUAACCCUCCGGUCCCGUUGCAAUUCGCACGUGCGAGGGAUGAUUUUCAGAUAAGUUCACACGAUGCUGUUUUUGAGGUUAAGAAAGGUGAGCUUCUUUGUGGUUACCAGCCGCUUGUGAUGAGAGACGCUAAUGUUUUUGACGAACCGGAGGAAUUUAAACCGGACCGGUUUGUAGGUGAGACUGGGUCUGAAUUGCUGAAUUAUCUCUACUGGUCUAACGGUCCACAAACCGGUACACCGAGCGCUUCGAACAAACAGUGUGCAGCUAAGGACAUGGUUACUCUCACGGCUAGCUUGCUCAUUGCUGAUUUAUUUCUCCGGUAUGAUUCAGUUACUGGCGACUCCGGUUCAAUUAAAGCUGUUGUUAAAGCUAAAUAGGUUAAAAAUUCGAUUAGUGUGUUUUAUGUAAUCAACCUUCAACAGUUUCAUUUGUUCGGACUGUAUAAUUAUAUAUUUAAAAUAAAAUAAUCCGAAUUGAAGUUUUUAAUUAUAA